UACCAAAUUAUUUUCAUUAUUUACACCUCCAAUUUCUGUAUCCUUCUUUUUAUUGUUGCUCUUAUUUUGGUUUAUUCUAUUCCCUUUUUAUCCCGAAAACACCUAUAAAGAAGAAUGAAUAUGUAUAUAUAUGUUAAUCAUAUGAAUUUUCAUAUAUAAAUAUGUUAAUCUGUUAGUGUAUAUCCUUAUUGAACUAUAGCGUUCAACUUAUGCUAAAACUUUGUGGCCAGCCAAAAAUUAAAUGAUCACAUUAUAUUGUGCCUUAAUUCGUUUUUCGCUAAUACCUUCCCCGGAGGAAAAACAUGCCUGAAGUUUCCUUUAACACCAGAUGAAUCCUAGAGGUGAAUAAGCAAAUACAGCAACAUUCCCACAAACGGGAUCCGAAAGAUGGUGAAUAAAUAAAUAAAAAUGGAAGCAAAUUGUCAUGAGUUAAUGUAACUAGCAGAAGGUUUCAUACAAUUAUGUCAAAAGAUGGCUAACCACAUAUAUUUUGAUUAUAAUUUUGUAGCCAUGAACCGGUUACCUUAAACCUAGAAUGUCUCGAGUUAGCUUAACCUUUCUCCUGUGUUGUAACAGCUCCUUCAUUCCAACACUUGCUAUAUGAGUUAUUUCAAAAUUGAAGCUGGAAUCUUUACUUGGUACAAAUUCAAGGGAGAUUUUUGUAGGAGACACCUUUGAUCAUUUUCUUUUUUUUUGAGAAAGUGUAAACAAGGGCAGUAUUUAUUUUUUAUGAGGUUAUGUAUAAUUAUCAAGAGGAGAAAGGAAAUGGGGGAAACACGAUAUUACAUAGAUUUAAAAAAAAAUAAAACAUCCGAGACCGCUAAAUAGCUGAAAGGAAAUGAGAGUCACUUUUAAUUUGAGGAAAAGAAGAUGUUGCAACUCAUGCUCCAUCAAAGCUUGCCUAACUUUGCCUAUUGAAGAUUUUGGCUAGUAGCUCUUUGUAAGGUAAUUUUUUGAUUGACCCCUCUGGAGAAAGAGCAGAAGGAAAAUCAUAUUCAUAUGCUAUACAUUAGUUAACGAAGAACAUCAACUAAUUAAAAUGCAGAGUGUCCAAAUAUAAUAAUACUUCAUUUGAAGUCUAUUCAUGAGUAAACCAAUGUGGAGCUCUAUGUUUGAGGAUAACUGCUACCUGCUUGACCAAAUGUGCCUUUUUGGGUAUAUAUGGAGAUAUGGUGCUUCACUUCUGCUGAUUUCGUCGCGGCUUUUCUUGAGAUUUUUGGGUUUAUUGCCAAGCCACCUAAAAGACUAUCUGAGUGAGUGCUGGGAAUGACAUAUCAACUCUACUCUGAUCUGGCUUGUUCAGAGAUAACUCAAUUCAGCACGAACAAUGUGUCUUUUCACCUAUCAACCUUGGAUUCAGACAGAUUUUUGUGUUAUGUAACAAUGUGUCUUUUCACCUAUCAACUUUGGAUUCAGACAGAUUUUUGUGUUAUGUAGGCAGACACUUGAUGUGUCAUGGUUGAUAAUGAGUUGGUGGAUAAUUUUAGGAGUAAGGUUUAAUCAACUGUUAUUUUCAAAAUGGACUUUGAAACAACUGUUGUUUUCAAAAUGGACUUCGAAAAUGCUUGUGAGAGGAAUUAAAGAAAGCUUUUGGGAUAAGGUGACUGGUAGAAGAAGGGGUAAUCGAUGCAGAAUGAUUGCUAAUAUCUAUCUCAUGAUGACUAAUGGAAAGCCUAGUUCUAGAGUGAGAAGACUUCUCCAACUUCAUUCUGCUCCAGGAAUACAAAGAUACCUGGUAACGUUGUGUCAAUGCUUCAAGAAUGAUCAGCUGGCCAUGAUGCAGAAGUGCCAAAUAUUAAUUGAAUAUGCCAUGAUGAAUGUUAUUGCUAUGCAAAAGAUUCUUAAGAAAUAUGAUAAAGUUCAUUGCUCUGUGAAUGGAAGGAACUUUAAGUCAAAGAUGCGUGCUGAGCACCUUGAAAUUCUACAAUCACCAUGGUUGAUAAAACUAGGGGCUUUGUAUUUGAAUUUCAAUGAAUCGAAUGGUGGGACGUCUACUGAGAUUUUCAGCCAAUUUUCUUGCAAUCUCAGUGAUACAGGGUCAAUUAUGACUUUGAUAUUUCCAGAUUCUGUGAAAUUAGAGUAUGAUCUGACUUGUCCAAUCUGCUUGGAUACGGUCUUCAAUCCAUACGCUUUAGGCUGUGGACAUCCUUUCUGCAAAUCUUGUGCUUGCACUGCAGCUUCUGUGAUGAUUUUCCAAGGUAUUAAAGCUGCAAGUGAUGUGUCAAAAUGUCCAGUUUGCAGAGAGGUUGGAACUUAUGCUAAUGCAGUGAAUAUGAUGGAAUUAGAUUUGCUUCAGAAGAAGAGAUUUAAGCAGUAUUGGAAGGAAAGACAUGCUUCUGAAUGAGCUGAAAUGGUGAAGCAAUCAAGGCUAUACGGGGAUAACCAAACAAGAUAUGCUGUCGGUUAUUGAGGAUAUUGAGAUAAUAGCGUAUGUGCACGCGAUGGAAAGAUCUAUUUCCUAUGAGCUCCGAUUUUUUCAGAUUCAUCAGCGAAUUGUCAUUAGCUGUUUUUUUUGUUUAUUUAGAUCAUUGUUUCUUGACAUUAAUAGCUCCUGAUUAUUGGAGUUUGCCAAAGUUGCUCAAAGUCACCUUUGUGACGUGGUUUUUUCCUUGCAAAUUUCCUAGACUCGUUUAUCAGAUUUCAAGGUGGCAAUUUUGACUUGGAUUUUUGAUAUCUUAUAUCAGGGCCUCGAUAAAAUCCAUUUUGCUGUUUCUUAUAUGUUUUUGUCUAUAAUAAAUUCCUUUCUUCUUGUCGCAA
Molecule: messenger RNA, 2757 nt
Organism: Capsicum annuum
Lineage: Eukaryota; Viridiplantae; Streptophyta; Magnoliopsida; Solanales; Solanaceae
Product: probable E3 ubiquitin-protein ligase BAH1-like
Exons: 6
Coding region: 1466-2344 (292 amino acids)
Source: RefSeq, a predicted model, not a curated record